AUGGGUCCGCGACAGCGGGCGCAGGGCCGCAAGAAGAGGAAUGGGGGUACACCAGCUCACUCGUCAGCCUACUGGUCUGGGUACAAUUCACCUUCACCGUCGCCGUGGUCAGAAGGUCAGUCCAAGUCUCGAGGUCCCAAUGGCCGCCACCGCGAGCUUUUCAACGACUGGCAGACUUACUCAAGUUUCAAUGCCCGUGGUUUACAGAACGCCCCGUUAAGCAUGGCUCAGGCUGCUAAGAACACUGAGCGACACGCUAUGGCCUGGGGAUCCCUGAAACUGAGGGAACAAAGCAUCACUUUCGUCAGUGCCGGACAUCUACACCAGGACGAGAUCAAAGCUACAGGAGAAGAGGACGGAGACGAGAAGGAGGCCAAGGAGGACACCCAGCCCACGCCUUCCGAACCCACACUACUGCCAGAACUUGCAAAGUCAUCUGAGCAAUCCGCUUCUGACAAUGAGCAGCCAGUUGUGCGGGUGGAACUUCAAGCUGAGGCCGUGACACAAACGCCUGCGCCCAGGAGAGAGUCAAUAUCGUCACAAUCGUCAGACGAAGUCGUCUUUGCUGGUCGAGGCAAUCCUGUACCCAGAACGGCGGCCAAACUUACCCCUGCCACGUCCAAACCUCUUACACCUUCGCCCGAAAAGAGAACUGACAAUGCCAAACCGCCCUGCCAGAACCCUCUCGCCACACCCGAGAUCACCGCACAAGACUCCAGCUCGUCGGGUUUGGAAAGGUUCAACAACAUAUUACCUACGCAAGACCGUCAUGGCGCUGAUCGCCGUGGCCGUGCUCGCCAGCGCAGAAAGGACGAUGAAGAGGAUCUCAUCAACGACUACAUCGCCAACAUGACAUUCGACGAUAGUGACGACAAUUUAGCCGACAUCGCUCGGUCCGUCAAGACUGCCAGAAGAACUGAGCACUUCAGAUUUUUCGAUGGUGCUACUGAGUCGAAAGUUAGCGUGCAACCCGAGCCUUCCAGUAAAGCCAAGAAGAAGCCAACCCAAAUCGAACAAGCCAUCGAUUGGGAUUCAGCCGAUCUGGAGGAUUUCGAUGAAUUCAGUACCACGGACGAGGAGGUUAUCGAAGUCAGCCAAGUUCUUCGUUUCCGUACACGGCCAAGUGGCCGACAAUACCUCGUGAACCCACUUGGCAAAGACGCGAGCGAACCUCGCUGGGUCCUGCACGACAAGCUGACCUCUACAAGUGCAGUCGAGGAAGUCCGUAUCUUCGAGGAGAUCCAGAUGAUGAAGAAUCAAGAGACACCUGAAUCCGAAGACUCGGACUCAGAUUCGGAGGCGGAUGAAGCUGAUGACGACUUGAUGGACGAUAUUGACUCUGAGGAUGCAGAAAAUGAACGCAUCUUGAAGCACACGUCGCGCAUGACAGACGAGCAGAUCGCCCGUGCUCUAGCUAAGCAAGAAGAAUUAGGGUUGGGCGGCGAUGAAUUGCUCUUGCUGGACGGAAAUUUGGACAACUACGAUGACGGCGAGGAACUGGAGGAGGACGAUGAGUUCGCAACUGGCGACGCGUUCAUCCCGUUCUCAGCAAAGAAACAUCUCUCCAGCCGCACCGCCUCCAGGCGCAACAGACGUCAACGCGACCACUUCCCUUCUGCGUCAGCAUUUGCAGACGCUCUCGAUCAGGAUCCCUAUGGUGCCUUCGACAUAAUGGACUUCGAACGCCCAAGCCUCCGACCCAAGAAGAAGGGGCGGAAGUCUGAUUUGCCAUUUGAGCUAGGUAUUGAGGACCCGGAGCUUGCCCAGAGCCUCCGCAGUACCUGGGAGAAGGAUCGGGAGAAGAAGGCUGCACGCAAGAGGGAGAAGCAGCUCGAGCGUGAGGACGCCCUCUUUGAUGCUGCCGAGCGGAACCAGCCUGCAGCAAUUCGCGCAGAGAUCAGACGGUUCAUGGCUCAGGAAGCCGACACGCUGGAGCUGGCGCCCAUGGACGCUGGGCAACGUGCUGCAAUGCACCGCCUGGCAAAGGCACUGAAGCUUGUAUCAAAAUCACACGGCAGGGACGGACAUGGAAUAGGGCGCUAUGCUGUUCUCACCAAGGGACCUCGUACGCCAAGAUUCACAAUCGACACGAUAUGGGAGAUCGAUGCUCUGUUAGAGUCAAGGAAAUUCUUCCCCAAGGGCGUCUUUGACUCCUUCAGAACCUCUGCAGGACCCAAGACCAGGACACCCGGCUUUGCGCGGGCCCGAAGAGGUGGUGGCGGCACAAUGUCCGGUGCUACCUACAUGAAUGGCGAUGUUGUUGGUGCUUCGGCUCCAGAGAUCGGCGCAGGGAAUAAAGGUCGCGCCAUGCUCGAAAAGAUGGGCUGGCAAUCGGGAAUGGGUAUUGGUGCUGUUGGAAACAAGGGUAGCAUCGAGGUCAUCAAGCACGUCGUCAAGACGACGAAGGCUGGCCUGGGUUGA
Messenger RNA from Cladophialophora yegresii CBS 114405, 2421 nucleotides. RefSeq lists its product as uncharacterized. The record is from RefSeq and is a predicted model, not a curated record. Lineage: Eukaryota; Fungi; Ascomycota; Eurotiomycetes; Chaetothyriales; Herpotrichiellaceae. Bases 1 to 2421 code for a protein of 806 amino acids. The transcript is spliced from 2 exons. Gene Ontology annotation, molecular function: nucleic acid binding.